GGCCAGUGGCAACAUGACAACAAAUUAAACGACGAAAGGAGACAACGUGUUCAGUAUCUUCAAAGAUCAUUUGAGCUCCAUACAUUUCUUAUGUAACAUAGAUUCCCAGUUUUUUCAAGCAAUAUAACAGAACUGAUUUUAAAAUGGGCUCUGCAAAGCAGCAAACAUCAAUUUCCCGCAUAAUGAAUUUGCUGAGUGAAUGGGAUAAAGGAUCAAAAUCAGUGCGCAAGAACAUAUUGUUGGAUUUCAUCGCCCAAAAUCAGAAUAAAACUGGACCGGACUUGGAGAUGGAAUUUGCACAGGCCGCCAGUCUCUUCCUUACCAGGCUGACUGCAUGGCUUCGACUAUCAUAUAUGCUGGGAACUUGCUUGAAAGAACAGCUGCAAGCGAUUUCCAUCUUCCUGUCAGCAUCUAGUGGACAUCGCUUCAUGGCGGAAUUUCUUGAGGUUGGAGGCAUCCUGACUCUCUUGGAAAUAGUUGGCCUAAAGCAAGCCAAAGAGGUUGAUAAGGUCGAGUCCCUAAUCUGUCUGCAGAGCAUAGCAGGAGCUGGAAGAAAGUAUAAAGAACUGAUCUGUGAAAGUUAUGGUAUUCGGGCAGUAGCUGAGUGCUUGGCAAAAUCCAAAUCUGAGGAAACUCAAGAUGCUUGCCGAAACCUGCUGUUAUUAUUGGCCCAAGGCAAUCCCAAAUUUCAGACACAAGUUUAUAAAGGAUUAAUUGCCCUUCUACCAUGUACUUCUCCAAAAGCCCAACAAAUGGCAGCACAGUCCUUAAGAACAAUUCAGCCAACGAUAGAGACAGCUCACAGUGGUAUUGUGGAACCUGUGCUAAAUCUUUUAAAAACAUUACAUCUUGAAGUGCAGUAUGAAGCCAUUGAGCUCAUAAAAGAACUGAUGAACUAUGAAGUGGCAGAUGCUGUUAUGAAAGGCCUUGUGUGUCUGCUCAAGCCUUCACGGGAUUUUUUGCUCCAGAUGCCAGAGCUCUUAUCGGAUCCAGAUGUGCCUAAAAUGAACGAGCCUUUGCCAGUGUUCAUCCAGCAGGCUGCAGCAGCAAAGACAGUUGGAAUUUUGGCCCCGUGAAAUCCAAUGCAUUUGCAGAAAAAACUAAUACAGUUGAGGGUGACACACAACCUAAUGUGUGCCAUGGGAAACAUGGAAAAUGCAGAUAGCCAGAGGCAGGCCAGCAUUUCAUUGGAGUACUUUUCGACUUUCCCAAUGGUUGAUGAUCAUGUACGAGGAGCAAUGGGAGAUGCUCUGUAUGACCAGUUCAUGUCAAACCCAGAGACACUGUAUGUCAGUAUGACACAAAUCCAGGCUGACGUGCUCGUCUCCAACAAAGUAAACAUUCCUAAAGUGAUAGCCAGAAUAGACUGACAUAAACAGACCAAUGGACAGUGAAGGAGGGUUCUAUCUGUGAUACUAGAGGUUGACACCAUCACCACAAAUAUUAUACAGCCAGCAAGUCAGUUGAUCACAGAACAUCAUUCAGUGUAAAAAAAAGAAAUAAAUUAUAUUUGAAUUUUA
This is a messenger RNA of Liolophura sinensis, 1520 nucleotides long. Its product is annotated as armadillo-like helical domain containing protein 1. Lineage: Eukaryota; Metazoa; Mollusca; Polyplacophora; Chitonida; Chitonidae. The record is from RefSeq and is a predicted model, not a curated record.